AUGUCCACAGAGGAGCUGUCAGCCUCCGACAGCGAGACUGUGUUGGCCGGCGCAGGGGAGCGGUGGGCACCGGUGGGCGCUGUGGCCAGCCCGGAGGAUGAGAGCGGGAGUGGGAGCGGUGGCCAGCCCCGGCAGAGAGCCUCGUCCCCGGCCUCCGAGGAGGAAAUGGCCGCCAGGAUGAGGAAGCUGGAGGAGGAGCAGGACUUGUUGAACUCCUCUCUGCUCGCCCUCACCUCGCACUUCGCUCAGGUUCAGUUCCGACUGAAGCAGAUCGUUCACGCCCAGAGCGAGGAGAAGGAGAGGAUGCUGGCCGAGCUGGAGGAGUUCGCCUUCAGGGGCUGCCCGCAUGUGGUGGGCUGCAGGGCUCAGGACGCCAAGCAGCUGGAGAACUCGACUGAGAGGGAGAAGAGGGAGCGUCUGGAGGCUCAGAGGGAGAAACAAAAGGAUCUCAUUUUCCAGCUGAAGACACAGCUGGAUGAUCUGGAGCGCUUCGCCUAUCAGGAGGGCAGCUACGACUCGGUGCCGCAGUCCAUCGUCAUGGAGAGACAGAAGGUCAUCAUUGAUGAGUUGAUUGAAAAGCUGGAUGUGAACCUGAACGAGGACAUUGGGAACUUGUCGCCCGAGGAGCUGAGGCAGAGAGUGGACGCCGCCAUCGCUCAGAUCGUGAACCCAGCCAGAGUCAAGGAGCAGCUGGUGGAUCAGCUCAAGACCCAGAUCAGGGACCUGGAGAUGUUUAUCAACUUCAUCCAGGAUGAGGUGGGGAACCCUCUCCUGUCAGAUGGUGCAAACAGCCAGCAGCCACAAGCAGCAGGGAUGAACACCAGCGCUCCAGGAGUGAAGAAGAAAGUGGACCCGGAGCAGGCCCAGAAGAUGCGAGAGACCGGCCUGCAGCUGAUCCAGAGGGCCCUCGCCGUGCUGCAGAUCUUCGCUGCGAGCCAGUUUGGCUGCGGAGCCGGUCACAUCCCCCAGAGCAUGUGGCCUCAGGAGUCGGCCGGGCAGGACUACGGGCCUCUGCUGCAGCGCCUGGAGACGGCCGUGGAGAAGGUUCGGGUGUUGGGCUCGCGCAGACAUCCCUCCGUCGAACACGUGGUCAGCUACACCAGCAGCUCCACUCUGGGAGCCCGAGACGAGCUGACGACGUCCGUGAGGAAGGAGCUGGCGAUCGCUCUGAAAGACUUGUUGGCUCACGGCCUCUUUUCACCGUCACAGACCAUGAGCCUGGUGCUGGCGCCCAUCUCCUGCCUCCUGCCUUACAGAUCGGCCCCACAGACCAUGCACCCAUGGGAACUGUUUGUAAAGUACUACCAGUCCAAAAACGGGAAGGCCUUCGUGGAGUCUCCGGCCCGCCAGCUGUCUCAGUCGUUCAGCCUGCCUGUGGGCGGCGGCCCAGUCACCGUCACCCCAAAGCAGUCUCUCCUGUGGGCCAUUCACACUGUGCUGAAGGAGCACGGACGCUUCAAGCGAGGCCCGGACACCGAGUUCAAAGCCCUGGUGUGCAUGGCUCUGAACGAGCAGCGGCUGGUGUCGUGGCUCAACCUGAUCUGCAAGUCCGGCACCCUGAUCCACCCGCACUACCAUUCCUGGAGCUACAUGGCCCAGACCGGCUUCGAAGGAGCCCUGCGCAUCCUGGGCCGCAUCAGCCACCUCAGAUUCAACCUCCCAGUGGACCUGGCUGUUCGGCAGCUCAAGAACAUCAAGGACGCUUUCUGAGAAAAACUCAGAAUUGAAGUAUUUUAUCAGCUAAACUAGCAUUCAGGACCAAAAGCAUGACUGUGUGCUUCAAGUAUGUAGCCUUUUCAAGGUUAUUCAAGCAGCCACCCGUCUAAAGUGAAGUGCAAGUAUGUGACGUCUACAGUACAUGCAUGGAUGAUUAUGUUGUGUUCAUCUGCAUAUCUGUCUAUGUUGAAAAUGCCAAAACAUCAGGAAGACAGCGCUACUUGUACUGCAAACAUGCCUUAGAGUGGAGUUCGAGUUUACCUCACCUUUAGUAAAGCCUUCCUGACCUGUGCUCAUCUCACAGUCUCAUUCCCCUGCUGGCGCUCUGACCUAUGCAGCAAACACAGUGGGAAGAAGUCGUACAGUAAUCAGUACUGUAACGUGGUUUCCAGUCAGACAAUCCAAGAAGAAAACGAACGAACAGAACCUUUUACUUCUACUGUGGCUCCUGCACAGUAAACCCAGAGUUUGCACUGGUGCUUGUUCGUAGUGAAAAGUGCAGUGGCUUCUGUCGCAGAAUGAAUUAUUCAGCUGGUAAAUCAUGUGUAGCAAAUUUGUUGAUCGUGAAGCGAAACAGCAGCACUCAGGUCAAGUCGAAAAGAAAAGUAUCUCACAGUUGUGUUGUGUAACGUCGCCUACAAAUAUGCAGCUACCACCUGUGGCAAAUGAGGCUUCUGUCUUGACUCUAUUUCGGUGUUUCAGGUGUGUAAACUGACCCUGUAUGAACUGCUGCUUUUCUCAUCUUCCAGGUGUAGUUCAAUCCACUGACGGCGAUCUUAUCUGAUAAAAAAUUAUGUCCCGUAUUUAACAGGAUUGUAGGAUGUUUAGUUUUAUUUCAGCUGAUUUUUUUUUUCUUAUCUUCCUGAGGCUGAGCUGCACGUAUCAUAUCCUUAAUAACUGAAUGUAUAAACCGUAGAUGCUAUUAAACUGAGGUUCGUUUAUAUCUACCGUUGGUUUAUUUUGUUGGUAUUUCCUGAGAUGUAAUCCUGAUUCUGUACUAGUGCACUUUGUGACAUGAGUGCACCUUAUUUUAUGUUUAGUAUCGGUCAAAUUUAUUCCACAUAAUAUUUUCCUUAUUCUUUUCCCAUUUUUUUUUUAGUUGUGUUUUGUUCAGCUGUUGUGUUGUGAUUCAUGUAAAGACAUGUUUAUUUAUUUAUUGGAUAGCGUAGCUCAACAGUGAAGUAUGUACAAACACUACUUAACGUAGCUGCUGUAGUGUAACUGUAGCACUUCAGUCUGGGAACAACAGAAACACUGGAUCAUUUGAAUUGUUCUAUUUAUGUUCAGUUUUAUUUAAUCACUGUAAUCACAGAUAAUAUAUUUGGGAGAUAUGAAUUGUGUUUGUUUUGGUUUUUUUAUCAUAUUUAAUGCAUAUCUGCAACUGUAAACAAAUUAAAUGUAAUAAAUG
Messenger RNA from Stegastes partitus (bicolor damselfish), 3124 nucleotides. RefSeq names its product RUN domain containing 1 (gene rundc1). The transcript has 5 exons. The record is from RefSeq and is a predicted model, not a curated record. The coding region runs from base 1 to 1710 and encodes 569 amino acids. NCBI's taxonomy places the organism in Eukaryota, Metazoa, Chordata, Actinopteri, Pomacentridae.